Molecule: messenger RNA, 1518 nt
Organism: Lates calcarifer (barramundi perch)
Lineage: Eukaryota; Metazoa; Chordata; Actinopteri; Centropomidae
Gene: nup43
Product: nucleoporin 43
Cellular component (GO): nuclear pore outer ring
Molecular function (GO): protein binding
Source: RefSeq, a predicted model, not a curated record
CUGCGCCACCGUAGUUACGUACGCAGUAGCGUAGCAGGCGCGUACAGUUCGGUUUUGCCUGUAAAUGCUAAGCUAAUACAGGCUAUCGUUUUUAAAUAUUGAACCUGCGAGAGACCGCCUCUGUUUCAAUGGAGAGUAUAAAUGCGAAAUACGUGUCGCAGAAAAUCAGCAAAACGAGAUGGAAACCGGUUUCGUAUUCGACUUUACAACAGCCAGAUGUGUUUGCGACUGGCUCGUGGGACAACGAGAACAACAAGAUUUCCUAUUGGUCCAUUGGGAAUCAUGGAAGUUCUGGCAUGGACGAUGGAUUUGAAGGAGAUCCACAGCUAUUAUGUGAACACAAGCAUGAUGGAGAUGUUCUAGACCUUCAGUUUCUGGACCAAGACAGAAUUGUCACAGCAUCUUCAACUGGAGCAGUCACCAUCUUCCGCCACCACCAAAACAGUCAGACAGUAUCAGUUUCUAAGCACUGGGCCAGAGCGCAUCGUUACCCUUGUGACAACGCCCCCUGCACUGGUGUUGUGUGCAGCAGUCCUGAGAUUGUCACAGUUGGCGAAGAUGGCAGGAUCAUUGUCUUCAGAGCUGACCAGGAAGGAGUGACUCGAGUCAUAGAGAAUGCAGACAGCAGCACCAUUCAUGCCGUGACAUAUUUGAGGACAACAGAGAUUUUGACAGUGAACUCUAUCGGCCAGCUUAAACUGUGGGAUUUCAGACAACAGAGCAACUCGCCGUCCCAGAUUCUCUCCCUGUCAGGGGAUAGAGUUCCUCUGCACUGUGUGGACAGACAUCCAAACCAACAGCACAUUGUGGCCACAGGAGGCCAGGACGGCAUGCUCUGUGUGUGGGAUGUGAGACAAGGCAACACUCCCUUCUCACUCAUGGAGGCACACUCUGCUGAAAUGUGGGAGGUCCACUUCCACCCAACCAACCCAGACCAUCUGUUCACAUGCUCAGAGGAUGGCUCACUGCUGCACUGGGAGACGUCCUCACAAUCAGACGUGCCCUCCUUCCUACAAGGUGGCAGGAACAACAGCAUGAUGUCUCGUAGUGCAAUGGCUCCAGCUGGAGGGAACCAGUCCCUCAUCAGUGCCUGGCUGAGCGGAGACUCCAGUAAAGGCCGUCUGGAGACGACUCACAUGCUGCCCAGCCAGACGCUGUCAGUCAACAGCUUGGACGUACUAGGACAAUGUCUCGUCUGCGGGACUGACGGAGAGGCUAUUUUUGUCAACAGACAGGUCCCAGUUUAAAAGAGUUGUUAGUGCACAACAAGACAAGGUGUUUAUUUGCAGUCAAUCUCAGUCACAACAGAGGUUUUAUUGUGCGUAUGUGACAUUUUGGCUUAACUUGUGUGUAUUUUUCUGUUGUAUGAUAAAUGUUUCACCCAUGUUUUUCCAGUUGCAUUGAUGGAUCAUCAUGGUUUAGGGUUUUUAUAAAUCAUUCCAAACAGUAUUUCAAUUCAACAGUAGUUUUUGUAUGAAUGUCAUUUAAAACAGUUUUGAAAUAAAUAAUUAAAAAGAA